Molecule: messenger RNA, 1973 nt
Organism: Nicotiana attenuata
Lineage: Eukaryota; Viridiplantae; Streptophyta; Magnoliopsida; Solanales; Solanaceae
Product: protein NUCLEAR FUSION DEFECTIVE 4
Exons: 3
Coding region: 250-1941 (563 amino acids)
Biological process (GO): transmembrane transport
Cellular component (GO): membrane
Molecular function (GO): transmembrane transporter activity
Source: RefSeq, a predicted model, not a curated record
CUCUCUCCCUACUUUUCUCUACAAUACUCUUGUUCUUCUUUUAUUAUUUCAUAACACAUUUCUCAUACUACAUGCCUUAGUUUUUAAAAUCCAAUUUGUCCACGUUUCCCAGUUUUAAAGACAAUACCUUGCACUGUCUUCAUUCUCAAGGAAAUAACCAGUUGGUCCAUUUCAAGUUGGUCUUACAAUAAUGACAACAUCGCCUUUAACAAGUUUAGAUUUUUUGAAACUCUGAUUCCAAAUUCUAUUAUGGCUGUCCUAAAAGAAGGGAGCAGACCACCAUGGGUAGGACUUGCUGCUGCUGUUUGGGUACAAAUAGCAGCUGGUAACGCUUACACUUUCCCACUCUAUUCCCCUGCUUUGAAAUCAGUGUUGGGUUUUAGUCAGCAACAGUUGACUAUUAUUGGAGUUGCUAAUGAUAUUGGGGAGAACGUUGGCAUUCUUCCAGGCAUAGCUUGCAACAAGCUCCCACCUUGGGUUAUUUUGCUUGUUGGCGUUUGCCUUUCUUUCUUUGGCUAUGGCGUUCUUUGGCUUUCUGUUAGCCAAACUGUGCUCUCCUUGCCUUAUUGGGUUCUUUGGCUUGCACUGGUGGUUGCUACAAACAGCAGUGCAUGGAUGGGCACAGCGGUACUUGUCACCAAUAUGAGGAACUUCCCUCUCAGUAGAGGCACUGUUGCUGGAAUACUGAAAGGUUAUGUUGGUCUGAGUGGUGCAGUUUUCACAGAGAUCUUUGCUAUGGUUCUUAACGAUUCAGCUUCGGAGUUAUUGCUCUUUCUAGCAUUGGGAAUUCCCAUCAUCUGUUUGGUCAUGAUGUACUUUAUCCGGGCUUGCACACCAGCUUCCGGCGAGGAUUCCUCAGAGCAUGUCCAUUUUCUUUUCACACAAGCAGCAAAUCUCUUGCUUGCAGUUUAUCUUCUCACUACAACAAUUUUGAAGAGCACGCUAUCUCUAAAUAGUUCCAUCUCCUAUAUUCUUGCUGGAGUAAUGGUUAUUUUCUUGAUGUCUCCUCUAGCAAUUCCUGUGAAGAUGACACUGUUUCCGUCUCUUCAUAAGAGAUCUGGAAAAUUAGAUGGUUCCUCAAACAAUUUGACUGAAGAAGAAGUCAGUUCCAGCCAAACAGCGUCCUUAUUAACUCCAAUUUCAUCAGAAGCAGACCUUGGGAGCUUUCAUGAAGGUGAAGAUGUUUCUGAGGUGGACAUGCUGCUGGCCGAGGGCGAGGGUGCAGUGAAGAAGAAAAGGAAACCUAGAAGAGGGGAAGACUUCAAGUUUCGUGAAGCUGUUGUUAAAGCUGACUUCUGGCUUCUGUGGGUAGUAUACUUCCUGGGUGUUGGGUCUGGCGUAACUGUUCUUAAUAAUUUAGCACAGAUUGGAGUUGCACUUGGUGUAAAUGACACAACGAUAUUGCUGAGUUUGUUCAGCUUCUGCAAUUUCUUGGGCCGUCUUGGGGCAGGUGUUGUUUCUGAACACUUCGUGAGGUCAAAAACAAUUCCACGGACAUUUUGGAUGAUGAUAACACAAAUCAUCAUGAUUUUAACAUUCCUUCUGUAUGCUUCAGCUCUGAGUGGUACUCUCUAUGCUGCGACCGCGUUGCUAGGAAUUUGCUUCGGUGUUCAGUUUGGUGUCAUGAUUCCAACUGCCUCUGAGCUUUUUGGCUUGAAACAUUUUGGUAUAAUAUUCAACUUCAUGCAGCUCGGCAACCCUAUCGGAGCACUUCUGUUUUCUGGUCUACUGGCUGGUUAUGUCUAUGACGCAGAGGCAGGAAAGCAACAAGGACCCCACUGUCUGGGCGCAAAUUGCUUUAGACUCACAUUCCUGGCUUUAGCAGGAGUUUGUGCCUUUGGCGCAUUCUUGAGCAUGAUCUUGACCAUCAGAAUUAGACCAGUUUACCAGAUGUUGUAUGCUGCUGGUUCUUUCCGUGUGGCCCAGGAUUCUGAUCACUGAUUGGUAAUGCAUUACUUUAAUUAAUCGUUCAA